CACCGGCAGCACCAUGUCGCUCACGGUCGUCAGCAUGGCGUGUGUUGGGUUCUUCUUGCUGCAGGGGGCCUGGCCACAUGAGGGAGUCCACAGAAAACCUUCCCUCCUGGCCCACCCAGGUCGCCUGGUGAAAUCAGAAGAGACAGUCAUCCUGCAAUGUUGGUCAGAUGUCAUGUUUGAACACUUCCUUCUGCACAGAGAGGGGAUGUUUAACGACACUUUGCGCCUCAUUGGAGAACACCAUGAUGGGGUCUCCAAGGCCAACUUCUCCAUCAGUCGCAUGAAGCAAGACCUGGCAGGGACCUACAGAUGCUACGGUUCUGUUACUCACUCCCCCUAUCAGUUGUCAGCUCCCAGUGACCCUCUGGACAUCGUGAUCAUAGGUCUAUAUGAGAAACCUUCUCUCUCAGCCCAGCCGGGCCCCACGGUUCUGGCAGGAGAGAAUGUGACCUUGUCCUGCAGCUCCCGGAGCUCCUAUGACAUGUACCAUCUAUCCAGGGAAGGGGAGGCCCAUGAACGUAGGCUCCCUGCAGGGACCAAGGUCAACGGAACAUUCCAGGCCAACUUUCCUCUGGGCCCUGCCACCCAUGGAGGGACCUACAGAUGCUUCGGCUCUUUCCGUGACUCUCCAUACGAGUGGUCAAAGUCAAGUGACCCACUGCUUGUUUCUGUCACAGGAAACCCUUCAAAUAGUUGGCCUUCACCCACUGAACCAAGCUCCGAAACCGGUAACCCCAGACACCUACAUAUUCUGAUUGGGACCUCAGUGGUCAAAAUCCCUUUCACCAUCCUCCUCUUCUUUCUCCUUCAUCGCUGGUGCUCCGACAAAAAAAAUGCUGCUGUAAUGGACCAAGAGCCUGCAGGGAACAGAACAGUGAACAGCGAGGAUUCUGAUGAACAAGACCAUCAGGAGGUGUCAUACGCAUAAUUGGAUCACUGUGUUUUCACACAGAGAAAAAUCACUCGCCCUUCUGAGAGGCCCAAGACACCCCCAACAGAUACCAGCAUGUACAUAGAACUUCCAAAUGCUGAGCCCAGAUCCAAAGUUGUCUUCUGUCCACGAGCACCACAGUCAGGCCUUGAGGGGAUCUUCUAGGGAGA
Messenger RNA from Homo sapiens (human), 1101 nucleotides. RefSeq names its product killer cell immunoglobulin like receptor, two Ig domains and short cytoplasmic tail 1 (gene KIR2DS1). The record is from RefSeq and is marked reviewed. Gene Ontology annotation, cellular component: plasma membrane. Lineage: Eukaryota; Metazoa; Chordata; Mammalia; Primates; Hominidae.